AUGAAAACAAAUCUUGCACGAAUAUGGAAAACAGAGCAUCCCUUCACGACCCGAGACCUCGACAAUGGGUUCUUCGUUGUCUCAUUUGACGAUGAGGAUGACAUGAAUAUGAUAUAUCAGGAAGGACCCUGGAUGUUUGCCGAUCACUACCUCGCUGUACAACGGUGGCGGCCAAAUUUUGACCCUUGGGAAGCAAAGGUGCAGAAGAAAAUCGCCGUGUGGAUCCGUAUACCUCUCCUCCCCUUGGAAUUCUUCAACGUAGAAAGCUUGCGACUGAUUGGAAAGCUGAUCGGGAGAACUCUAAAGGUGGAUAUGAUCACGCAUACAAGUGAAAGAGGCCGCUUCGCACGAAUCUGCAUUGAGAUAGACCUUAAGAAGAAACUAAAGUCAGCCAUCAAUGUCUUUGGCCGACGACGAGUUAUCGCGUACGAAGGUCUCCAGCUCGUCUGCUUCCACUGCGCGAAAUAUGGGCAUCACAGGAAUGCAUGUCCGGAUAGGAGUACCACCCCUGAAGCAACAACAGAUCAUCCUGGGACUGAGAACGCAGCAACUGGUAUAAAAACAGGGGCAGCAAACGUUGACCUAAACAAAGAGCCGAACGAGAUGAACAUAUCACCUCCAAUAACCCAACACAAUAUCUUCGAAAGCGGCAUCCCCAAACGCCCUCAGGACGACCAGAAAUCCGGUGAGAAUUCUGACAGAUACAACUUGCCGGCGGCGGAAGGCCUUGGAGCUUGGAACUUGGUGCAACGGCCAAGAGGAAGAAGAUUUAGAAAACCCGAUGAAACAGGGCCCGGAGUAAAUGCUCAAGAGAAUUUUAAGCAUCAUAAUACGUGA
Molecule: messenger RNA, 837 nt
Organism: Neltuma alba
Lineage: Eukaryota; Viridiplantae; Streptophyta; Magnoliopsida; Fabales; Fabaceae
Exons: 1
Coding region: 1-837 (278 amino acids)
Molecular function (GO): zinc ion binding; nucleic acid binding
Source: RefSeq, a predicted model, not a curated record